AUGGGUAAGAAUGAAGCGAAUCGCAGAGCGGUGAAAUCGUGCGAUGCAUCUGAUGAGAAUUUGGUAUCGCCAGGAGAAGGGAAAGGAAAUAAAUUGUGGAAGAAGGUGAAAUACCAGCUGGUGGAGUACCAUGCGCUGCCUGGAUAUUUGAAGGAUAAUGAGUAUAUCCUUGCUCAUUACAGAGCUGAAUGGCCUUUGAAGCAGGCCUUUCUCAGCAUUUUCUCCAUUCACAAUGAGACCCUCAACGUCUGGACGCAUUUACUUGGCUUCUUCCUUUUCCUCUCUCUAACCAUUUACACUGCUAUGAAGGUUCCAAAUGUCGUGGACCUGAAUUUGCCGAGUGCGCUCAGAAAUGCUGAUUUUCAGAAAUUGCAUGCAGAUCUCAUUACUUGUCUCCCAUCCUUGCUACAUAUGCCCGAUCUUCACAAACUUCGAGAGGAAUUGAAAACUUCAUUGCCUUCAAUGAACUUGUCACCAUACUUAUCCAACUGGCACAUUAUGGAUCUCCUCUCUAACUGUUUACCUGAGAAUCUGACUUACAGCAACCACAUUGAUACUUGUGUUCUGCAUAACAUGAAAGAGGAUGUGGCGAACAUAAUAGCUCCAUUGUUGGUGAGGCCAAUCACGCGUUGGCCGUUCUUUGCUUUCUUGGGUGGGGCUAUGUUCUGCUUGCUAGCCCGCAGCACAUGCCAUUUGCUCUCCUGUCACUCUGAACUCUUUGCAUACUUCAUGCUUCGGCUGGACUAUGCAGGGAUCGCUGCCCUCAUCUCGACAUCCUUCUACCCGCCCGUCUACUACUCCUUCAUGUGCUAUCCUUUCUUCUGCAAUCUCUACAUGGGGUUCAUUACUUUACUAGGAAUUGGGACAGUCCUGACAUCCCUUCUCCCAGUGUUCCAAACCCCUGAGUACCGCACCUUCCGAGCAUCCCUCUUCUUCGGGAUGGGUUUCUCCGGUGCAGCCCCCAUCUUACACAAGCUAAUCCUGUUCUGGCACCAGCCAGAGGCGCUCCACACAACGGGAUACGAAGUUUUGAUGGGGCUGUUUUAUGGCGUAGGAGCACUGGUGUAUGCAAUGAGAAUACCGGAGAGAUGGAUGCCAGGGAAGUUUGACCUUGCCGGGCACAGUCACCAGCUCUUCCAUGUUCUAGUCGUGGCCGGAGCUUAUACGCAUUAUCGCGCCGGACUUGUGUAUCUUAGGUGGAGAGACCUGCAAGGAUGCUGA
This is a messenger RNA of Salvia splendens (bonfire salvia), 1221 nucleotides long. Its product is annotated as heptahelical transmembrane protein 4. The transcript has 3 exons. Lineage: Eukaryota; Viridiplantae; Streptophyta; Magnoliopsida; Lamiales; Lamiaceae. Gene Ontology annotation, cellular component: membrane. Gene Ontology annotation, molecular function: signaling receptor activity. The record is from RefSeq and is a predicted model, not a curated record. The coding region runs from base 1 to 1221 and encodes 406 amino acids. Gene Ontology annotation, biological process: response to hormone.